This is a messenger RNA of Guyanagaster necrorhizus, 234 nucleotides long. RefSeq lists its product as uncharacterized. NCBI's taxonomy places the organism in Eukaryota, Fungi, Basidiomycota, Agaricomycetes, Agaricales, Physalacriaceae. The annotation marks the transcript as partial. The transcript has a single exon. The record is from RefSeq and is a predicted model, not a curated record.
AGUAAGAAAAGUCGCGGAAGGAAAGUUCCUGUUGCUCCGGAGUUCCGUCAAGACGAUGAGGCUGAAGCAGAGUCUCACACGGUGAUUCCGUCGAUUCCGUUCGGCGUGCUGCUGGCAGGCGCUACCAAUAAAGACACGAGGCGAAACGUUUGCAGGUACGAAGGAUGUGGAAAGUGCUUCUCUCGACAUGAUAGUCUGAUGAGACAUGUCAAGAGUCUGCAUUUGGUCGAGAAG